UCCAACGACGACGGCAAGAACAGCCACACCCGGAGCUGGAGACGGCUGUUUUAUAAGUCAGAAGGCGUCGAUCCGCUUGUACCCGGCCAACCACGGCGAGACCGUGCCACCGGCGAACCGCUCCACGCCGCGCCAACACGGUAACACGGAAUGGCCGCGCCGUCGGAGGCCUCGCCGCUCCGCGUCUCCGCGUUUCCGGCGGCGAGCAACAAGCAGCACGGCGCCGCGCCGGCGCCGAGGCUGGCGGGCCGCGCGCGCGACGCGCUCGUGUUCGCGGCAGGCGUGGCCGUGGCCGUGCUCGCGAUCCUCGGCGCGCCCGGGAUGAGCAGCAGCCUGCUGGUGGCCACCACCGUCCCCGGACCGGAGGACGGGCUGCGCACGUUCUACGACGACCCGGAGCUCUCGUACGACGCCGUGGAGGGCCGCCGCCUCACCGGGUGGGACGCCAAGCGCGCCGAGUGGCUGCGGUCGCGCGGGCUCGGCCGCCGGCGGAGCGCGCCGGAGCGCGUGGUGAUGGUGUCCGGGUCGCAGCCGGAGCCGUGCCCCGGCGACGCCGGCGACCACCUCUUGCUCCGGUUCCUCAAGAACAAGCUCGACUACUGCCGCCUCCACGGGAUCGAGCUGCUCUACAACAGGGACGUUCUGCAGCCGGCCAUGAAAGGCUACUGGGCCAAGAUCCCCAUCGUGCGCGCCGCCAUGCUCGCCCACCCGGAGGCGGAGUGGAUUUGGUGGGUGGACUCCGACGCCGUCUUCACCGACAUGGACUUCUCCCUCCCGCUCGCCACGAGGUACGCCGGCCGCAACUUCGUCGCCUACGGCUGGCCGGACAAGAUCGAGAUAAAGUCGUGGCUGGCCAUAAACGCCGGCGUGUUCCUCAUCCGCAACUGCCAGUGGUCGCUCGACUUCAUGGACGAGUGGGCGCGCAUGGGCCCCGCCUACCCGGAGCACGCCCGGUGGGGCAAGGUCGUCCGGGACGCGCUCGCCGACAAGGGCGACGACGCGUGGUGUGACGACCAGUCGGCGCUCGUCUACCUGCUGCUCCACAACUGGGAGAGGCUGGGGAAGAAGGCGUUCAUCGAGACCGAGUACUUCUUCCAGGGCUACUGGUUGGAGAUCGUGGACCGGCUCGACGGCGUCGCGGCGAGGUACGAGGCUGUGGAGCGGCGCGCACCAGCGCUCCGGCGGCGCCACGCGGAGCGGGAGCACCUGAGGUACGCGGCGGCGCGGAACGCGGCGGUGAGCGGCGCCGUCCCGGGCCCAGCGGGCGGCGGGGAGAAGGGGUGGCGGCGGCCGCUCAUCACGCACUUCGUGGGCUGCCAGCCCUGCAGCGGCGGGAGGAACCCGAUGUACUCGAGGGAGAGCUGCGAAGACGGGAUGCGCCGCACGCUGGGUUUCGCCGACAACCAGGUGCUCCGCGCGUACGGGUUCCGGCACGCCGCGCCGCUCAACGACAGCGUGCGGCCGCUGCCGUUCGACUACCCCGCCGCGCCCGCGCGCAGAUGACCGUCUCUGUAAUGAGUUGGGCCCAUUUGGGCCUUAAUUGCACCGUGAUUAUAGCUCUUUAUCACCACCCCAUAAAACCUUUUCUAGUUUGGUCAUCAAACUACUUCCU
Molecule: messenger RNA, 1612 nt
Organism: Setaria italica (foxtail millet)
Lineage: Eukaryota; Viridiplantae; Streptophyta; Magnoliopsida; Poales; Poaceae
Product: probable glycosyltransferase 6
Exons: 1
Coding region: 151-1503 (450 amino acids)
Cellular component (GO): membrane; trans-Golgi network; endosome
Molecular function (GO): galactosyltransferase activity
Source: RefSeq, a predicted model, not a curated record